Messenger RNA from Drosophila busckii, 441 nucleotides. RefSeq lists its product as uncharacterized. NCBI's taxonomy places the organism in Eukaryota, Metazoa, Arthropoda, Insecta, Diptera, Drosophilidae. Bases 1 to 441 code for a protein of 146 amino acids. The transcript has 2 exons. The record is from RefSeq and is a predicted model, not a curated record.
AUGAAGCCAAAGGCAGCGUUACCGUCUGGUGAGGACGAUGAUGGCGAUAGCCAGCAAAACGAUCAUUACGAGGGCGAUCCACUUCCACUGCCCUAUGCAUUUGAAAAGGAACUCAUUGACAAGUCGAAUAGGCAUAUACGGCUUUGUAAAGACUUUGGGUCUUCCAAAAAAGUUUAUCCCAUCACCACCAAGUUCUAUGCCAAAUAUGAGCCGCAACCAAUUUUACUGCAGCCAGCGCAGUCAAAGUUACCCGUUUAUCCUUUGUUAGAAUCACAAGUGUAUGGCUGGAUACCGUUACAAUGCCAGGAGCUUGCCAUUUAUCUUAAUGGUGUCCAGGCACCCAAGCUACGCUGCCGCAUGACAAUACACGGGGAACAUAUAACAGCUGGGCGUAUUACUGAGCGCCCACCCUUUAAUGGCCUGCAAUUUGUAUUGCAUUAA